This is a messenger RNA of Parnassius mnemosyne (clouded apollo), 1509 nucleotides long. The record is from the annotation of a GenBank genome assembly. Lineage: Eukaryota; Metazoa; Arthropoda; Insecta; Lepidoptera; Papilionidae.
AUGUAUUGUACCUGGAAGCUUAAAGAAUUGAAAGACGAACUAAAAAAACGAGGAGCGAAGAUAACUGGAAAGAAAUCAGAUCUUGUUGAGAGGUUAGAAUCAUAUGACCGAAAUUUUAAUUUCGGCAAUCAAAGCCCUGUAGCUUCUCAAAGUCAAGCAAUUGAUGUUCCUGCUGUGGAACUUUACCAGGACGUUAAUAGCUGCACGAUAUUGCCAAAGAUUACCAAAAAACAUAUUCAAAGUUAUUUUGAUAGAUUCAAUAAAAAUAUCAGUGAUGCAGUAAAAUUGUAUGAAUCAAGAUACCUUCUUAUUUUACGAUCAACAACAUUUGCCCAAGAUACAUACUUAAAAGGUUUUUGCAAGGCAUCUAUGAAACAACUACAAUAUGAGGUAAACAUCAAAUUAAAUAAUGAUGGAAUGCCUGAAGAAGCAACAUGUGAAUGUGCAGCAGGAGAAGGCAAAGAAGCCCAUUGUAAACAUGUAGCUGUGGUACUUAUUGCUGCUGAAAAUAUUGUUAAGGAAAAAAUAAUACUGCUACAUGAAGUUACGACAUCACAACUUCAAACGUUUCAUAAGCCUACAAAAAAAUAUUAUGCCACACCAUUGCGAGCCUCCAGAUUGCCAUCCAAAAGGGAUUUACAUAACAUUGUUUACUCUCCAUAUUUAAAACAAAACCCUUAUUUUGAUAAAAAGGCAUUCCAAUGCAGGUUUCAGUCCCUGAUUUUAAAUUAUCCACUCUCAUCGAUGCCCCUUAAACAAUUAUUUCCAGCAGCUAACCAACGAGCAAUAUGUUUAGAUCAUAAAUAUAUGGAAAAAAGUGCACAGGAUGUUUUUUUAGAAUCCAUUAAUUUACAAAAUUUAACUGAAGAAAGAUUAGUGGAAAUCGAACUGGAGACUAGAGGACAAAGUUUCAAUCCAAAGUGGCAUGAGUAUCGACAAACGCACAUCACAUCAAGUAUAUUUCACACUGUGUGCCAUUUGAGAAGUGAAACUUUAGUAAAAUAUUGUAACCAAAUAUUAAAUAAAAAUCUAGUCCAAACAAGAGCGAUGGCACACGGGAUGAUUAAUGAAAAAGUAGCCAUUAAAAAAUAUAUGGAGAUUUAUGGGGUGGUUGUUGAAGAGUGUGGAUUAUUUUUGUCUCAGGAACGACCUUAUCUAGGAGCAUCUCCAGAUGGCUUACUAGGAUCGGAAACAAUAAUUGAAGUAAAAUGCCCUUAUGCUUCCAGAAACCAAGAAAUCGGUCCUCUUACAGUACCUUACCUACAAUUUGAUUACAAUGGACAACUUACUUUAAAAAAAACUAAUAUUUAUUACUAUCAAAUUCAAGGGCAAUUAUAUGUAACAAAAAGAAAAUUUUGUAAUUUAUUAGUUUUUACCUAUAAAAGUUUAAAAGUAAUAUUUAUUGAACGUGAUGAACAGUUCAUUACGGAUAUGUUGAGAAAACUUGAUUAUUUUUAUUACAACUUCUUUAAAAAUGCUGUAACCAAGAAAUAUUUUUUUAAGGAUUAA